AUGCCCUGGUAUCUCACUGUUACUAUAGACGUGUACCAGCAUCUAACCUUCCCCUUUCACUCCCCCCACCAAUCCCCUUCCCCCCCAUCCCACCCGUCCCACCCAUCCUCACCCAUCCCUCCUUCCAGCCGCCAUCCCCCGCAAUCCCUUAGACGUGCUACCGGCGUCUCUCUGGCACCAGGUGUUCCGCUGCCUGCUGCUGCCGCCUUGCUCCUCCCACCCCGACAGUCCUCUCGUUCUGUCUUCUCAUAUUCCCCCUUCACCCCUCCAUCAAUCCCUUUCUCUUCUCACCCCUCUCUCCUUCCAGCCGCCACCCUUCGUAAUCCCAUCGACCUGCUACCGGCAUCUCUCUGGCACCGGGUGUUCCGCUGCCUGCUGCUGCCACCCGGCUCCUCCCACCCCGACACCCCCCUUGUGCGCGGCAGGCGCAAGACGCCCUGGUGCCUCACCGCCACCAUGCAGCCCCCAGCGGGCAGAAACCUGCCCGUGAAAUUUGUGGACCCUGACUUUUCAGCAGUCGGGCAGCACCAGAAGAAUGUGAAAACCUAUGGCAGUGGAUGGGCGCUGCUAUGCUGCUCCCUGGUCAGCAAGAGGUUCCGCAACCUCGUCCUCUCCUUCUCCGCCCAGCACCCCAUUCCCUUGGUCUACAACAACCUCCACCCGCAGUGGGAGAGGAGCAUCGCCUUCUUCCUGCGCCACCGCAGCCUCAGGUCCCUCGACCUCACCUUCACAGAUGUCAUGCAGCUCGACACCAUCGUGUCCCAGGACGAGUGGGCCUUCGCCUCCCUCACCUCGCUCACCCUCAAGCUACGUGGCUGUCCGGACUACUCUCAGCUCUUUGACAGGGAGCUGGGCAAGGCGGAUGGGUGGGCGGGGAGGCUCAAGGUGCUGCGCAGCUUGACUCUCAAGCACGUGGACUGUAGUCACGUGGAUUUCAAAUAUCUCGCCACGAUCACUCCACAGCUCACGGAAUUCACGCUCUAUGAGAGCUGGGAUUUGGAUAACCCGUCCGUCGGCCCCCGUGGCGGCGGCAGCAGCAGCCAAUUCUGUUUCGAUCUCUCAUCGGCUCGCGUCCUCCAGUUCUACUUCGCGCAGAGCAGCCUCACGCUCUUCCUCACCCUCUCCCGCUCGCUCAAGGCCUUCUCAGCCGUGGCCAAGCGCCUCGUCCUCUCCUGGAGGAGCGCCGCUCCUCUCUAUCUCGACCACCUCUCACUCUACGGCCAGGAGCGCCUCGUCAUCUCCUCCCUCCGCCUCGCAUCCGCCCGAGUGGCCUACCUCAACGGCCCUCCUAGAGACCGACACUCCCGCGAUGAUGCCUACUCCUCUCAAAAUACAGAUUCUUCCUCUUGGGCCACCCCUGCUCCGCCCCCUGACUGGCUGAGCUCGCACCGGCGCAGGUCGCCUGAAUUCUCCUGGGUCGAGUGGCUGGGUGCUAUAGCGCCAACAGUGGAGGUGCUUAUAGUGAGGCAUGGGGUGGCUGUAGAGAAGGUGGGUGUGGAGUGGAGCUGCCUGCGCAGCCUUGGGAUUGUCGUGGAGAGUGAGGAGCGGUUUGAGAGAGAUAUGGAUUUUGAGCGGCGGCGGGAUGAGGGGGAGGAGGAGGGGAGGAGCGGCGUGUCGAGCAACUUCUUUGGGGAGAGGCAAGCGAAGAAUGUGAGAGAGAAGAUGCAUAGUGUGAAUAGGGGGCUGGUGGAAGGGUACAGUGUUGAUAAAGAUGAGGCUUAUAUGUUGAAGUAA
This is a messenger RNA of Closterium sp. Yama58-4, 1734 nucleotides long. NCBI's taxonomy places the organism in Eukaryota, Viridiplantae, Streptophyta, Zygnematophyceae, Desmidiales, Closteriaceae. The record is from the annotation of a GenBank genome assembly.